Molecule: messenger RNA, 1504 nt
Organism: Brassicogethes aeneus
Lineage: Eukaryota; Metazoa; Arthropoda; Insecta; Coleoptera; Nitidulidae
Source: the annotation of a GenBank genome assembly
AUAAUACUGGCAUAAUUGUAUUUAAUAUUAAUAAUGUAUCCACAAAGAAUAUCAAGAAGUUUUAUAAUACCCCAAACUAACCUAAGAAAUAUCCUUUUACGAAAACCAAACAAAUUGUAUGAAUAUGUGAUUCAAAAAUCCAUACUUAAUAUAAGAAAGUCAAAAAAUAUGUCCACAACAAUACAACACCUUAUAAGAAAACUACAUUUUAAUAUCUUUGUGAAAUAUGCAUUGCCUAACAGUUUUAAAGAUCAAUCGGCUAAUUUACUAAGAGUAUGGGCUCAUCAAUGUGAAUGUGUGGUUGUUCAAAGGCUUAGAAGAAGCCAACAAAUGAUUUCACUUUAUUCCCGAAUGUGGGGAGAAGGGGCUUUAAAGGAUCUUUUAAGAAAUAUGAAAUUAACAUUUUAUAAAAAAAACAAAGAACUUAUGCUGGGUGCAAUAGGUAUAUCAACUUAUAAUUGGGAAGACAAUCGAUUACCUGAGGCUGAGUUAAAAAAAUACUUAAAUGAUUUGGAUUAUAUCAAUAAAUUAAAAGAAAAGACUAUAUGCUCUGCAUGCGAUCCAUCAUCUAAAGAAAAACCAAAUUCAGCAAUUUGUAAUUGUAAUAAACCUGGGCAAGUUGACACUAGUAAAUCCUUUGAAAAUUGGUUUCCGUUUUUGGAAAAACAGGAUCUAGUAGUUUGGAGAAAAAUGCAUGAGUCUGGGAGUUAUGUAUACAAAGUUUUUGGUUCAUAUGCAGAUGUUUCAGCAGAAGAUUUUUUAAAUGUUCAAGUAGAUAAUAGUUAUAGAAAAAAAUGGGAUACAACUGCUGUAAUCCUGGAAACUGCAGAAACUGAUGAAAAACCAAAUUCAAAUAGUGAUAUUAUUUAUUGGGAAAUGCAGUGGCCUAGACUGUUUGCCAAUAGAGACUAUGUCUAUAAUCGACGUUACUUAGUGGACGAAAGUACAUCUACUUUAGUUAUUCUUAGUAAGAGUACUGUACAUUCUAAAUAUCCGAAAAGGACCGACACAUACCGCGUAGAGGACUAUUGGUCUAGAAUGGUUAUCAAACCGUAUACAGAAAUCGACAAACCAGGUGUGGAGUUUUGUUUAACCUACUACGAUAAUCCAGGUGUAAAUAUUCCGUCGUCAGUUACGAAUUGGGUGGCUAUGAGGGCAAUGCCGGAUUUUUUGGAUAGGUUACGGGAGGCAACACGAAAUUAUAAAGAAUAUUGCAUAAAGGAAGGCAUUAGUGAAGCAUGCAAAAUUAUUAAAGAGCGCAUUAUAGAAGAUACCGAGUUUUUAGAUUUUUGUUCGUGUAAUCAGGAACCCAUUAUUUUAAGCAAAAAGUUAAAUGGUAUAAGGAAAAAAAAGAAAAAUAGGAAAACCUCAGAUUCAAUAUUAAAUACACAGGAGGGUAUGGAAUCACCUGCUGCCACUUCAAACCAAGCUGAUAGUUACUGGAAAUAUCUACAUCCAUAUUACUAUUUUCAUUAACUAUAUACGCCAAACAUCAAGACUGUUA